Messenger RNA from Naegleria gruberi, 717 nucleotides. RefSeq lists its product as uncharacterized. The record is from RefSeq and is a predicted model, not a curated record. The transcript has a single exon. NCBI's taxonomy places the organism in Eukaryota, Heterolobosea, Eutetramitea, Acrasida, Naegleriidae. Bases 1 to 717 code for a protein of 238 amino acids.
AUGAAGAGAAAACAUCUUGCUAUCAAAUGUGAAGAAGACGGAGAAUGCAAUCUAGCCAAGGUAACUGUGCGUCGACCUGCUAUCAACGGUGAAGAAGAGAAUAGUGAAGAAGAAGAAGAAGAAGACUCUGAAUAUGAGGGAAGUGAUGAAGAACAAGUUGAUGCCCCUCAUGAUGUCCAUUCUCCAAAGAAACGUCUUGGUAACAUCAAGAAUAUUCUCUCAAAACUUGAAGAAAAGGUUUCUGUUCUAUGCGAAGAAAAUCAACAAUUGUCAAGUCCAAUUAACAAAAUGCAAAUUACAGACCAAGAAUUGAUACCACUGAAUUACGACCAGCUCACUGAAUUAUUAAAAAUAAUUGCAGGCGUCAAGUUUAUGUACUACAAUCAGCUCAAUAUUAGAUGUUCUGUAAAUCAACUUACAAACGAAACCGAUGAUAUUCAGCAAGAAGAGAAUCAACAAGAUCAUGAAUCCAUGGAGAAUUCAAAACAUCUGGGUGAAAUGUUGAGUGAAGAGACGAAACACCUGUGGAACGAAAUUAAAAUUCUCGCAACAACCAAUGCAAAGCUAAAAGUGAAUAUUGGAGUAACCAGAAGAUUUUCAAGUAUUCAGGAAAGGGACAUUGCAAAACUCAGCCAUGUUGAAUUGGGAAAGCUUCUCACAUCCAUUGAAAGUUCCAGAUCCAAAAUCGAUCAGAAAUUGCUCACUUUUUUGAAAUGA